Spirodela intermedia is the source of this 11565-nucleotide messenger RNA. The record is from the annotation of a GenBank genome assembly. Lineage: Eukaryota; Viridiplantae; Streptophyta; Magnoliopsida; Alismatales; Araceae.
AUGGAAGACGACGUGGUCGCCGGAGGAGGGCUGCUGCCUCAUACGAUCCCCUCUGGCGAGCAGGCGGUCUGGGUGGACGCUUCCCAACUUCUCCAGGCCGCCUGCAAUGGUGACAACAUUUUGUUUCCUCUUGUUCUGUACCUGUCUGGUCGUACGAUAUUGUGUAUGUCUGUGUGUUCAUGCUACGUGCAUAUCCGCUGUCUCUUUAGAAGUUUGAUUUUGAUCUUCUCGUCACCUUAUUUUGAAUCGGAAACCGUUAAUAUGGCACUCGGGUUGGAAGCCUGAGAAAAUGGUUUCACGCUAUUUUACACGGAUUUUUUUGGGUUUUUGGGGGAGUGCAGAAGUACAGUUUCUUUUUUUUUUUCUCUAUAGAAAGCUAUUUUGGGCUUAUAGGACGAGAAGGGGGAUGCUUUUUCGGUGUAUUGCGGAUACUUAUGCCUUAGAGAGGAUGGGGAACUGCAAGAUGCGCAAGCAACCUGUUGUAUGCAAUUUCGAACAUUAGUGCAUAUCUCCCAAUCCAACCCGUGUACCUCCUCAUUGGCCAUAGUAUAUAUCUCUUGUGAUAUUGUAUGUUAUAUCUAUUUAUGUACCAAAAUAUUCCUGUUUAUUACAGGUUAAGGUUUAUCAAUGUGUUCCAUAUGUUAUGUUGAUUAUAUGGUAAGUUAUCAGCCAUUUGAUUCUCUUUUAAUCUUGCACUACAGAUCUCCAGGAUGGAGAGCUUAUCUGUGCGGAGAAUUUCAAUCUCUUUGCCGCUAUGUCUGCCUUGGAGGUAAUAGAUACUUUAAUUAUGUAAAUUUAUGAUACUUAUAUUUGCUUUAAAAAAUGGUAAUACUAGUCCGAAGGUUGGUCCUUUUUUCUCCAUAGUAUCCACAAGGCAGGUGUUCAACCAUGCCAAAUGUUUUGCAAUCAGGUUUCACUCCAUCAAGUAUUUGAUAAAACAAUUAUUUGAAUAAUGACGAGAUAUGGAAACUGCUUCCCAAUGAAAUUUUUUGAUAUGUUUUUUGAAACAUUGUAUUUUUCCUCGUGUUCUUCAAAUGCCAUAUUUGCUUCUCUUUUAUCUUUGAUCUUCGGAUGCAGUGAUGAUGUUGAUGAUUUAACUUAAAAUAUAAUAAAUUAUAGUCAUCACAUAUGGAUUUAAUUCUUGAAAACAAUUUGCAUCUGUUUCAUUACCCUGUUAUUACUUCAAAACUUAUUUUGUCUCAUAUGCUUUAUCUGGCAUUUUAUGUUUGUAUUUUGUAGAUAAUGGAUCCAAAAAUGGAUUCGGGAAUGGAAAAAUGCGGAUAUCAGUCUCUCGAAGAAGCAAUUGAAAAUGGAGCUGCUCCUGUUCCCCUCAGUUCGGACAGGACUCUUGACGUCCAAUACUGCAUUGAUGUCAUGGAUCACCUAUUAACAUGCGAGGUUGAGUCCAUGUAAUACUGCUUGCAUCAUGUGUUCUUUCAUGGAUCUAAAAUUCAACAUGACAUUACUUUUCAGGCAACGUGGCACAGGGGACAUUCACUGGCACAAACAGUCUUUUCAUGCAUAUAUCUCCUUAAAAUUGAAAGGACAUCUUCGCAUGCAUUAUUACAUUCUUAUUGCCGGAUCAUUAGGGCUACAUGUAACUUGGUUGUGUCAGCUGUCUCAGAUGCACGUACACAUGAGGUAAAUAUCCAGUAAAGUUUUCUUUAAUUGGACAAUUGAGUCUGAUUUAUUUCUUGGUCGCGCUAAGUACCAGAUGGACUAUUUAUCUCACCUCUGACAUAACAGUUAGCAUGGACAGCUUGGAAACUGUUAUGUGAACAUGAUGAAACAUUGUAUCACAAGCUUCUAAUAAUAUUCUGAAACCCUGGUCCCUCUCAAAUGCUUCACAACAUCAGUGCUGUUAUAGCGCUUGUCCUUAGCAUAACUGUUUACCCCAUACAUGCUGAUUUUGACAUCUUCUAACGAGUUGGCCUUGUUUCCCGUGGCAAUGUCCUGUCAAUUUAAUCAUUCCCUUUCUUGAGCAACUAAAAAUCAUAACUGGCCAUCAGUAAUUCUUUUUGAGUUAAGAAAAAAGUCUCUCUGACAUUUUAAACUAAAGGUCACGCUUUCUUUCAGAGCUAAAAGAUGGGUAAUUUUUUUUGUCCCUCUGUAGGAAAUAGAGCUAAGCGAUUGUGAUCGAUUAGGAAAUGAAUGAUGCAUAAUAGAAGACUUAUAUGUUGCUAUGGACUUUGGCAUGCCAUGUUGACUGCUUUUAAGGGCCAUGCGAUUUCAGAACUGGCAAGUAUAGCCUUGUUUUAGCCUAUAUAGGCUACAUUAGAACGUUGUGAUGCUAUUGUGCAUAAUUGCUUAAGAAACUUUAUGUUUUGGUUAAUGAUAAAUGAAAUAUUGAUUAAUGAUCACAUCCUCAGGGUUUUGCUGUGCUUCUUGGAAACAAUAGAGCUUAGGCUCUGCAGUCUUUUGCCUGUAUAUAAGGUCAUAAUUUGUCGUUAUGGACAUGUGUUGGAGUUGUUGAAUGUAGAGCAAACGGUAGCACAUAAUAUAACAAAAGUACACUCAUGAAUAUAACGACAGAUACCACGCCAGUGAAAAAAUAUCAGAAUAAAAUGAUAUCUGGUUAUCAGAAAGUAAAAGCUAUCUGAUUUUUCCCAUAAUUAGCUUUUCCUGAGCGUCAUACAGUUUGUCACUGACUACAUUGAAUCAGUGAAAAGAGGGAUAUUAAUUGCUUAAGUUUGUUAUCUUUAAAAAUAUAAGUGUAAAAUGUCAUAAAUCAUCCAUCUUUAAAAAAAUGAAGGAUCAUCAUUAAUGUAACUAAGCAUCAUCCUGUUGACAUUGUGUACGUUUAAAGAUAUUAAAUUGGUCUUCAUGAUUCUGAUUUAUGCAAGGAGCAAUAUACUUUAGAACAAUCCCCGUUAUAAAUAUGGUUUUUUUGCGUAUCUUGUAAAAAUAUAUGUAUGCAUAUUGGAAAACAACCUUUUUAUUUACAUUUAUAACAUGAUUUGUGUUUUUUCCUCCAAUUUGAUCCGAGAUGUAGCUCCACUUUGAAGAACCUUGGAUGGAAGCAAAGGGUGUUUAGUAGAUCCAUUGUUUGAUUCGUAAUGGCUCGACAAGAAAAAAUAAUUAAUAGAAGACUAUUUAUUAAUGAUCAAAUUGGAAUGAUGAGGAAUCCUAAAAUCAGAUUAAAUCGUUCAUUGUGAACCACCAUUUUGGAUCAUCUCUAUUGUAAAGCGUUGGGUACCUAUUAGACUGAGGUGUACUCACUGCAAUGCCAACUAUAGGAAAAUAUGCUGGAUUCUGGCUACAAUGUAUUCUUAGAUGUUUGCAAGAGCCAUAAAGGCAUGGUGUGAAUUGAAGUAGAGAAAGAUCAAUUUGUACUUUGGAGCUCUUUGGAAUGUUUCACUUGUCAUGGUUGAUUGUUGCCUUCCAUCUUUCAGUUCUUCAUGUAUUGGCAGCUUUGGGGACAUGUAAUUUGAAAGAGAACGCUUUGAAUUGAUCACUCAUUCUUUAGCAUGGAAAGUUACCAUUUACCAAAUUGUAUUUUAUACGGGUCAUUCUAGGAAGUCUGCAUGCUAUGAAUUAAUCAUCCAACCUGUUAUUAGUAGCAUUUCAAUGAAGUUCUAUAUGGCAUGGUGUUCAAAACAUGGUUCUUAAGACAUUGCAUAGGUAAUAGUCAACACGAAAAGUUGGCCCCAAUACCCUGGGCAUCUGGAUCACCAAGGUACCUUUGAUGCCUAUUCAUAGUGCCUAUGCAACAUUCCUUUGCAAUUCAUCCAUCAUGCAUUGUCCAAGUAUGUGAUGAAGGAUCCGAUUUUGCCUUUGUAUCCCAUCAUGAAAUGCACAAUGAACAACUGAAUCGAGUUUGGGAGAUGGGCAAAGCAUUUGUGGCGGCUGAACACUCGACAUUUUUAAUUUUUAUACCAAGACAGUUUUUUUAUUUUUUGAAUUAUUUAGGUUUUUUUAUAUGUUCUAUAUUUUAUUCGUAACUAUUUUUUAGAAAGAAUGUUUACCUUUAUUUUACAUAUGUUGCGUAUAUAGUUUCUUAUUUAUUUAUUAUUUAUUAUUAUUAUUAUUAAUUAUUAUUUAUUUAUAUUUAAGUUAUUGUUGAUAUAAUUAUUGAAAUGUUUUGCCCAGUAGGCUUGGUGUAAAGUCGUAGACUGCUGCCUUGAUCAUCCAGGUCAUCUUCAGAAACAUGGUUCAAAGUGUACUUCCUUUUUUAUUGGGGUCCUGGGGAAAUUAUUUUUACUGACACUUUAGAUGGCCUCUUUGCAUUUAGUUCUACUAAAGAAUAUGGUGAGGUAUAUUGUCAUCACUCAUUGUGAUACUACUAUAAUCCACUCCUAAUGCAUCUUCAUGUUUCUAAUUUUUAAUCUUUACCUUUAAAUAUCGCCUAAGUGUCCAUAAUUAACGUUUCUCCUCUUGAAGUGCUGUGUAGAACAUAGAUGUGAUUGAGUAUCUAAUUUCUCGUUUUAAUGGCAGGAGGAAGACCUUUUUACCAUGUGUUAUGGUUUGCCAUUGAAAGGGGAGGGUGAUGAAAAAUGCUUACACAUCCUAAAUUCAGUAGAAGAAACGCUUUCUCGUCAAUUGCGCGCUUGUAAGGCUACAGUUUCCAAGAAGAAGUUUUCUGAAGGUAUUUAACUAUUUUUCGAAAAUGGCACCCAUUUUAAAUUCUAUCAAAUUUAUUUAUCAAUGAAAAUUUUUGUGUUGAAUGCAGUAGUUUCAUGGUAAAAAACUUUUCUUUCUAUGGGACUUCAGUUAGCAUCCUUUAUUUGUCAAAACUUCAAUAAAUUUCACUAAGUUUUUAAUCAAACUUGCUGAAUACCCAUUCCUUGCCCCUUUUGCCUCUUCAUGAAAUUAGACCUGCGACAGUAUAUGACGAUUUUAGCCUUUAAAUGAUAGGCUUAGACAUGCUUAGUGGUCUGUGGUGUCAAUGGCUGUAACAGGGCCUCAUAAUAAUUAAUCGAAGUAUGGAUGCAUAAUAACCAAAUCAAAAGCUUAGUGUGCAUAGAUUCUGAUAAGAAUUAAUGUACUGAAUGCAGUACUCGAGGUAGAAUUGGAUUCAGGAAGAGGACAGUAGUGUGGCUUCUUUCUGCACCUUGGCUUCAGUUAGGAAAGGCAUACUGUCAUGUAAUUAUGGGAUGAUAAUCACAGAAAGGCUUUCCUGUUGUCAUUUUUUUAACUUCCACUUCCAUGGUCUGUUUUCCUUGAUCUUUUAAAGUAGGAAUCAGAAAUGUUAUCAAUAGCCACCCUCCUUGAAGGAAGUUGGAUGGAGGACAAGGCAUAAGGGCUGGACGACCUCUUUCAGCUCUUGUGGUAGUUGCUCAAAGAAGUCUCUUAAUGGCUGGAAAGGAGUUUUAGAAAGCAAAGAUCUCAUUUAUGGGUUUCACGAUAUGUUUUUCGUCCUUAUCUUAUAGCAUGAGAUGUAGAGAAACUAGAAGAGUCCUGCCAACCUGCCUCCACGAUGUUCCCGGGGGGCUCACCCGUGGAAACCCCCAACUGUGGAUUAUUUGGGAAAUUUGCUUGAUUUUUGCUGUCAAAUUACCUUCCUUUUAUGUCAUGCAAAAAUUAGUAAUUUUGGCCCAUGCAUAUGAAAGUGCCCUUUUACUUUAGAUAAUGUAAAUACAUCAUAGGGGUUAUUGCUGUUAUUGUCGCUCUACCGAGAGAAGGCUAUUGCAACAUGAGAAUCUCCCUCAAUCCUGAGCUACCGUCCUCUUUUGUUGGGAAUCGUGGUAGGCUGCAAAAGUGGAGAUAAUUGGGCCCGUCUUUUACCCAAUGGAUUGUAUAUCGUUGAUGUUCACAAGAAGCAUGCCUUUUCUUUUCAAGGAUCCAAGGUUGAAUGGCUUUUUGAUGAAUCCCUGGAUGGCCGAGACACAUAAUUUUGGACUUUUGAGAUAUAAGUUCUCUAUCCUCUGAAGUCAAAUAGUUUUAGUUUAAUGCAUGAGGAAAUAAAACACAAUAUGCAUUAUAUGUGGCUACACUUCAUAUAUCAAGGGAUAUUCGCACAUUCAUGUUACUGUGUUUUUCCUGGGAAAACUGAUACUUUUUUUUUGUGUACCACCUUCUACUUUUUACUUUCUAUAUUAAGCUAAUUGAUGUCCUACCUUCUUUAAUAUGAUAUGGUAGUCGUUUAUGCGCUAUUUUUAAUGUUCUGGAGUACUGUUAUCGAGAUGUUUUGAAAUGAUUCUAGUUUCCAGUAUAGUAGACUUCUUUCAAGGGAUUUUAACGGUUAUAUGCUAAAUUUAAUGCAUCUGAAGGGAGGGAUAGUUAUUUUUUUAUUGUUUUGUAUAAUUUCGUAAAUUUCUGCCUCUGCAAUAACUUUUCAAUUUUUUUUGUUUAAAAAGUUUUUUAUGUUUUUGUAGUUAAGAUAUCAGCUACCAAAGUUUGAUGAUCUUCGUUAAUGCAGACAUUGAAUCCUUACAGCCUAUUGUUGACUUGGAAGAGGGAUACUGCAAGGCCUUACUAUCUCGUUUACGCUUCCGUAAGGUCUUGCCCCAUGUACCUGUUUAUUUUUCAUAUAUUUAUUAGAAAAUAUGUUAGUUUGUAACCACUGUUUAGUCGUAUAUGAUUUUAAGGUUUUUUAUGUUUAAUAAACUUCAAUAUGUUGCAUCUUUACACUAGAGUUUUAUGUGAACGAAUCGCAUAUCCUUUAUUUAUGUAUUUUAUUCUUCAUGUUUUUCUUUUACGCUCACCCAUGUAAGUGUUUAUUGACUGUUUAACAUUUUGUGUAUAGUGUUACCCUUCUAAGCUAAAACUGUGUUUCAGUAUAGUUUUUCUUCUUGAGUUUUCUAUGGUAUUAUUUCCAAUUUGUACAGCACUUCUACCACGUCCUCAUGUGCAUGAGGAAAUCACAAGGAAGAGGAUUAGAGUUAGCCAGGAAACAUAUUGCAGCAUGCCUUUGUGAGCUAGCCCUCAUUCUCAAGUCACUGGAGUUCCUCAGGUUUAAUGCACAUGGAUCUCAGCAAGAUGACAUUAAAUGUGGAACCACAGCCUCUGGCUGUGAGCCUACUGGCUUUGCUGCUAAUUUGAACAGCAGAUUGUUAGCCCCUGCUCCUCCACGUGCAAUCAAACUUCUCAGUUGGAUUGAGGUGAGCAGCUGAAGCAAAAGAAUAGGAUCAUUUGAAUCACGGACUCUUCCAUUUUUGCUGACUUUUCUAUUCUUUACAGGCUAUCAAGUAUUUCAAGAAACUUCUCCAUGACCUAGAUGCUAUUUGUUCAUUUCCGUUGGAUCCAAGUCUAGAAGGUGUUCUUCAUUUUGUGGUCCAAUUUCAGAAAUCUCAGCCAGACUUGAUUGCUAGAGCUCACCUACAGGUCUGCUCAUUACAUUUGUUAUUGUUAAUUUUCUUCUCUGGUUGUAAUAUGUGCAGUCUGCAUCUCCAUUACAAAUUAGGAUGGUGAUUGUUUCUUAACCAUUUUCCCUGAUCUUUACAAAGCCUCCUUUUUGUUUAUCCAAUGAUUCAACUAAUUGAAUUCAAAUCAAAUGCAAGCUCCGUGUCAAUAACAAGCGGUCCAAUUGAAGUACAGAAAAAAAAAACUACAUGCCUAGCACACUUCAAUAUGGUCUUCUAAAUUUAAAAACGUUGAUGUCCUUGAGAAAAAGCUUUAAGAUAUAGUCCAGGUUGGGAUCAAUUAGAUGAGUGGGAGAUCUGGGAGCCAGCAAGCUGCAUGAUUGGAAAUGAUAGUUUCAUCAAAUUCCGGGAGAAGUGUCAUUAAGUAGCUGAUUUUGGAAAUGAUAUAUUAUUUGGUCUUUAUCAUUUUAAAAUGGAGAUGAAAACUGUUGGGCUUUAUUGUCAGUAGAAUUGUAUCAGGAUGUGGUGGGAGAUCAUUACUAAAUUCUCAGCAUAACCAUUUUCGUGAUAUGGUACUAUCACUUGAGUGAAGUGUGUACUAUAGGUAUCUCUUGAUAUUGAGAUUUUUGCAGCUGAUGGUCCAACUAAUCAUAGCUUCAAAUAUCACUGUUACCUGUCUGCUUUUUCUUUUGGAGGGGCAUUGUGGGUUUGGUUCCUCACCUUCAUAUUUUCAAAAUUAUGUUACGAAGUCAUGCAAUUGCGGACUCUUUUCAAAUUGAGAAUUGGCGUCAAUCUUCCUUGAGAAUUGAAUUGUACGUAUUUACUUCUUUGUUCUAUUUGGUAGCAGUCGUGUGGACUUCCUCAGUGCAUUUUUUCAUAUUACAAUUUAACGUUUCAUUUGAGGUGUAUCUUUGCUAGCCUACCUGACGUUAAAAUAUAUCUCUUUUUUAUAUGAGCAUGUUUUGUUUACACCCCCGUCUGUGCUGUGUUUUAGGUUCCAAUUAUCAUUUUGUCUUGAUUGGUACCAAAACCGCCGACUGCUGCUGAUUUAGUUUUAUAUUUUUUUUCCUCUUCUUAUUUAAUUUUAUAUAUUUUCUUCCAAAUUCAUAUUUUUGAAGUUGAUUACACACGACAAAGAUUUAAUGAUUUAAAUUGCCAACUCUAGGCUUUCCUUUCUGCUUGUUGAAGUCUGUGAUAUUUUUGGGCUUAUUAAUGUUCUUUUUAAGUUACUGGAGCAUCCUUAUCUCUUGUAGUGAUUCUGCAUUCUCAUUUUGCUCCUGGAUCUAAAUGACAAAUGAACAGCUAUUGUUGAUUCAAGAUGGCAAACUUUAUGGGCGAUACCCUUUCUCUGAUGUGAUCAUCAAAUCCUUAUCUAUUCCUGAGGCUAUGAGGAACCAAGAAUUCCAGAAAGAGUUUCAGAAAAAUGAGUCUGUCACUCAGCUGGAACAGGUCAGGAUAGUUUUUAAUUACAUGUUAUUUUCUAUGCCCUAUCAAAACAUGAUCGUAUUAUUUAUAUAUUUUACUGUUUCUCUAUAACUCUUUUACUGAUUUACAGCUUGUAGUGUACUUGCUUAAAGUCAUUUGCGCAAACACUGCAUGGCAACGACGUAAACUUGGAAAGAUACUACAAGAUUGGAGCGUCGUCACCAUACAGGCAUGUGAUUCUUUAACAAGAGCAAGUUCCUUUUUGAAUCAUUACCUUCCUUCAUUUCUGUAUUUCCUUAUUUUCAUCUUUCAUUUCCAUAUUUUGUGGCCUACGCAUUUGUAUGUGAUAGAUAAAUAUGUGCCAUGUAAAAGUGGCUUCAUGUAUUUUGCUUGAUUUUUUGCGCUUAUACAAGGUUAAUUGGAAGACAAUUGCAUGAAAGAAUAUAUAUACAGUUGCUAUCUGUAUUAUUCCAAGUCUGGUAGAGGACUAAUGACUUAGGGAAACCUCUUCUGAUGUAGCUGGUGCAAAUAGUGGCCACUCUAGUGCGUUAUGAUCUUGCUGAAUCUCAGGUUCAUUCCAGUUGUAAGCACACCAUUCUGUCAUAAUGAUGGACCCAGUACUGUAAUCGAACGCAUUAAUGAGAUUUUAGCCCCUAGCAACCUGCUGAACCCAUUGCCAAUGAGCUAGCCGAUCUUAAUUCUUAAGAAUGCUUCUAAGCAAGACCAUCUGGCCCACAAUGAUCUUCUGGAAAGGUACCAUCAAUGAACUUGGUUUUUAUCAGCCAUUCUAGAAAGAUGAAGUUAUAUGGACUUAUUUAUUUCUCUUUUAAACGUGAAGUUAGGCUUAUAUUCCUAACUCGUGUUACUUCAGAGAUAGUCUCUGCCUAUGGCCUUAUGCUACCUCUCUCCUGUUUGAACGGUAACUAUACUUUAAAUGAUGGGCAGGCUCAUUCCAAUGUAUUUUUCUGCAUAUCUAAUCUCUAUGUUACUCGGGUGACGCAUGGUUUAUUCCAUUUGGUAAUCAGGAAUAGAUAUGCUGCAGUAUGUUUUCUGCCAAAAAGAUGGAACUGCUUAAAAUUCUGAAAGCAUGGCACCAGAUUUUUUCCCAUUCCGUUUUCCAACACUCAACGGUGAAAAUAGAUUAAUGAGAGACAAAAUAAAUUUAGGGUUCCUAUGAUCUAUCUGGUUGAAAUCAGUUUCGGAUUAUUUAUUCGUAAUUCGGCUGCAAGCCAUGCAUAUGGUAAAAAAAUCUUGUGGAUAUGACGAGCUUCAUAGGGCUGCAUGAGGUUUAAAUAUUUGGAUUGCAUCCAUGGUCGUAUUCCUUUGGUUGAUAUAUGAUUUACUGCUCUGCCUAAGGAAAUAUCUUGUCUUUCCUUACUUCUCUCCCCUAAGUUCCUUAUUCUGUUCUAUUAUUAGCCUUGAAGAUCAUCUAGAAAUUAAAUGUGGUUCUUGUCACAGCUGGAGCUGGCAUUUAGAACGCAGUUUGGGGAAUUGUCCACCUCUUCCAUUGAUGAGGUGCUUAAUCUUUAUUCCUCCCCACCCUUUUUUCACUUAUAUACACUUAUAUAUGCCCACACUAAUGUGCUUGUGGCAUGUGAUAUCUUAAAAUCACUAACCAUGUACAAUAUAAUUUAUUGUUUUAACAGAAUUUAUGUACAAAAGUAUCAAAACAUCUCCUUAUUUGGGCAGAAGAACAGACCUACUGGAUUGCUUCUCGGUUCUUAAUGCUGGGGUUUGAGCUGGAUCUCUACUCCCCCAGUGAAUACUGCAUGGUCUAUUGGUACAUGUAUGUUGUUUUCAUCAAACGCUUGGAGAAGAUGCAGCUCAGAUUAUCGAGCAACAUCAAUAACUGUAAGCAUCAUUUUUCCUCUGUAUUUAUUCACCUCUCAACUCAUUUUCCAGCCUGUUAGUGCAUCGUUAGAAGCAAAUGUCAGAUAAUAGAUCAUACGUUAAAACUAUCAUUGGCCUCUGCUUCUUUUGCAUAUUAGGGGAAGCUGUGCCUAGUAGAGGUUUGAAGUGGAAUUUUUUGAGAAUCUACAAUAAUAAAUGUAGUUUUCAUCAAGCUCGUCACAUUUUUUUUAUGGGAUAUAAUUAAGUUUGAACUUAUUUUUCAUGGGUAGCCCUGAAGAGAGGGAAGAAGAAGAGGGAGCUUCCCAGGGAUGGGGUGGCAGAGUUCUCGCCACCAAUCUUGUUACUGCAGUGCUAUGUUUGCAUGUCUGAAGGGUUGGCCAUGGUGCUCUUCUUCUCUUCUCUCUUUCCCCUAAAUUUAAUUAUUUUCUUCUGAACCCUGAAUCAUUCUGAAUAAUACACAUGUUUUGUUUCCAAUUUUCUCUCUCCAAGAUGCUGGCGGCACUCAGUAACGUGAACAGGGCCUUCCAAGCCCCUACCAUUUUCAACACGGAGCAAGAGGUAAUGAACUCUUGAUUUUCUAUUGCAUAGUACCCGACCCUGUCAAUGCCUGAAUCAAUUUCCCAUUCCCCAGCGAUUCAACCAGCAUUUUGAUCUCCUCCAGAAGGCCCACCUACCUGAGGGCGUCUCUUACGAGCUCUACAAGGAAUCAAUUGCCCAUGCGGAUAUUUCUGUAUGUAGUAAUUAUUGCCCUGUUCAAACUCUAGAAACUACCCACAAUCUGACAUAAUCUCCUCUUCACCUGAUCCAGAACAUUAGAAACUGCCAUUAUUUUCUCGAUGCCCAGAAGAUUGUGGCAGCUCUCAGGGGCAGGCUUGGCAACGAGGCCGGCAGGCUGGCCGAGCUGCAGCAGAUAGAGCAGGUGGCUGAGCACAACCGGAUUGCCCUCAGUGUGAUUGAUCGAGUCGGGCCGUCAGAUCCAUCACUCCGGGUGACUCUCGAGUUUGAUCGUCACCCUUGCUUCGCUGUGGCCGCCAUCAAGCGAUCCUGA